GACUGUAGAUAUGGAUGGGAGUUAGGACUACAGGGGGCCCUGGUCCCAGACCUCUGGGGUUGAUGAUCAGGCUCAGAUCAAUCUGUCUAGCUGUCAUAGGUGCUCCUGUCACCUGCCUAUGAAUGGCUUCUUUAGGCUUUGUUAGCCUUCAUGGUGUUAUUAUUGUCUGUCAGCUGGGCCAGCUAGUGAUCUGUCCACCUGGCUUCUCUGGUCUUCAGCUUCUGGGCAGACUGUACUUCUGAGAGGAUGAGUCCUGUCUGUCUGUCUGUUGCUUUCCCUGGCUGUAACUUUGUGGGCCUGGUACCUAGGGUUGGUCAGUUCAUCUGCUGGUUUAGACUGUCAGGCUCACAGAUAUCCAUCUGUCCCUUUGCCUGGCUGUCACAUGAGUGUCCAGGAGCCUGGCAGGGAGGGGCAGGCCUAAUUGUCUGUUGGUCAGUUAGGUGUUUUGUGUCAGAACAUCCAUCCAACAACCCUGCCCCUCUGUCUCCCAUUGCCACUAUGUAUGUCUGUCGCUCCAUCUGCCUCACCGUCUGUCCCUGCAUUCCCUGGGCCCUGUCUUUGGGGGUCCACGCCAGCCGCUCCUGACUGGGAUCCAUCCCUAGGAUGGGUGGGAGGGCUGAGGCUUAGGGUGGGACUGUCUGCAAGGCAUCCAUCGGCCACCCCCUCCCAGAUAUUGGGCUGACCCCAGUGAUCCUGUGGCCCCAGGCACUGCAGGAGCUGAAGAUGAUGAGCUCGGUGGCAUCCUACGAGCAGCUGGUGCGGCAGGUGGAGGCCUUGAAGGCUGAGAACAGUCACCUGAGGCAAGAGCUUCGAGACAACUCGAGCCACCUGUCCAAGCUGGAAACAGAGACCUCGGGCAUGAAGGAGGUCCUGAAGCACCUACAGGGCAAGCUGGAGCAGGAGGCCCGUGUCCUGGUAUCCUCUGGGCAGACGGAAGUGCUGGAGCAGCUGAAAGGUGAGGGGCCAGCGGGGACCACCCCAGAGGGAGCUGGGCGGGGUAGGGGCAGUCAGAGCGUUGACCUUCACCCUCUCACUUAUCCAGCUCUUCAGAUGGACAUCAGCAGCCUGUACAACCUCAAGUUCCAGCCGCCCGCCCUGGGCCCGGAGCCCGCUGCCCGGACCCCCCAGGAAAGCCCAGUCCAUGGCUCCGGGCCCUCUAAGGACAGCUUUGGGGAGCUGAGCCGAGCCACCAUCAGACUGCUGGAGGAACUGGACCGCGAACGGUGUUUCCUAUUGAAUGAAAUUGAGAAGGAAGAGAAGGAGAAGCUCUGGUAUUACUCCCAGUUGCAGGGCCUGUCCAAACGCCUGGACGAACUGCCACAUGUGGAGACGCAGUUUUCGAUGCAGAUGGACCUGAUCCGGCAGCAGCUGGAGUUUGAGGCCCAGCACAUCCGCUCAUUGAUGGAGGAGCGGUUUGGAACCUCUGAUGAGAUGGUGCAGCGUGCACAGAUCCGCGCGUCACGCCUGGAGCAGAUUGACAAGGAGCUGCUGGAAGCUCAGGACCGGGUGCAGCAGACCGAGCCCCAGGCCCUACUGGCAGUGAAGCCAGUGUCGGUGGAGGAGGAUCCAGAGGCAGAGAUCCCCGCACAUCCUGAGGAUGGCAACCCUCAGCCUGGCAAUAGCAAGGUGGAGGUGGUCUUCUGGUUGCUGUCCAUGCUGGCGACGCGAGACCAGGAGGACACAGCACGCACGCUUCUGGCCAUGUCCAGCUCACCUGAGAGCUGUGUGGCCAUGCGCCGCUCAGGCUGCCUGCCGCUGCUACUACAGAUUCUCCAUGGCACUGAGGCUGGAGGUCGCGCGGGGUCUCCUGGGGCACCUGGUGCCAAGGACGCUCGCAUGCGUGCCAAUGCAGCACUGCACAACAUUGUCUUCUCCCAGCCUGACCAGGGCCUGGCACGCAAGGAGAUGCGUGUCCUGCACGUGCUGGAGCAGAUCCGGGCCUACUGCGAGACCUGCUGGGACUGGCUGCAGGCGCGGGACAGUGGGCCUGAGGGAGGGGGCACAGGCGGAGCCCCUGUCCCCAUUGAGCCUCAGAUCUGCCAAGCCACCUGUGCAGUGAUGAAGCUGUCCUUUGAUGAGGAGUACCGCCGAGCUAUGAAUGAGCUAGGUGGGCUGCAGGCCGUGGCAGAGCUACUUCAGGUGGACUAUGAGAUGCACAAACUGACCCGGGAUCCGCUCAACCUCGCCCUGCGCCGCUACGCCGGCAUGACUCUCACCAAUCUCACCUUCGGGGAUGUCGCUAACAAGGCCACGCUGUGUGCCCGCCGGGGCUGCAUGGAGGCAAUUGUGGCUCAGCUGGCCUCCGAGAGUGAAGAACUUCACCAGGUGGUAUCCAGCAUCCUGCGUAACCUGUCGUGGAGAGCGGACAUCAACAGCAAGAAGGUGCUGAGGGAGGUCGGCAGCAUGACAGCUCUGAUGCACUGCGUCCUGCGGGCCUCCAAGGAGUCCACCUUGAAAAGCGUGCUUAGUGCUCUGUGGAACCUGUCGGCCCACAGCACAGAGAACAAGGCUGCCAUCUGCCAAGUGGACGGUGCCCUGGGCUUCCUGGUGAGCACACUGACCUAUCGCUGCCAAGGCAACUCCCUGGCAGUCAUCGAGAGCGGAGGUGGCAUCCUGCGCAACGUGUCCAGCCUCAUCGCCACCCGAGAGGACUACAGGCAGGUGCUCCGGGACCACAACUGCCUGCAGACACUACUGCAGCAUCUGACCUCGCACAGCCUGACCAUAGUGAGCAACGCCUGCGGCACACUCUGGAACUUGUCAGCCCGCAGCCCACAGGACCAGGAGCUGCUGUGGGACCUGGGAGCCGUGGGCAUGCUGCGUAACCUGGUGCAUUCCAAGCACAAGAUGAUCGCCAUGGGCAGUGCGGCCGCCCUGCGCAACCUGCUAGCCCACCGACCCGCCAAGUAUCAGGCGGCGGCCACAGCUGUCUCCCCUGGCACCUGCAUGCCCAGCCUCUACGUGAGGAAGCAGCGGGCACUCAAGGCCGAGCUGGACACCCGACACCUGGCGCAGGCACUUGGCCACCUGGAGAAGCAGGGCCUGCCUGAGCCUGAGGUUGAAGCUGCCUCCAAGAAGCCGCUGCCACCCCUGCGGCACCUGGAUGGGCUGGCCCAGGACUAUGCCUCUGACUCAGGCUGCUUUGAUGAUGACGAUGCACCAUCCCUGGCUGCCGCUGCCACUGCAGAGCCUGCCAGCCCAGCUGUGUUGUCCUUGUUCCUGGGCAGCCCCUUCCUGCAGGGCCAGGCCCUGGCCCGUACCACACCCACCCACCACGGCAGCCUGGAGGCUGAAAAGGAAGCCAGUGGGGAGGCAGCCGUGGCAGCCAAAGCCAAGGCCAAACUGGCAUUGGCAGUGGCACGGAUUGACCGGCUGGUGGAAGACAUCUCUGCCCUGCACACCUCAUCUGAUGACAGCUUCAGCCUCAGCUCAGGGGACCCUGGGCAGGAAGCUCCAAGGGAAGGCCGUGCCCAGUCCUGUUCACCAUGCCGGGGCCCAGAGGGUGGGCGGCGGGAGGCCAGCGGCCUGGCACACCCACUGCUGCGGCUCAAAGCAGCCCAUGCUAGCCUCUCCAAUGACAGCCUCAACAGUGGCAGCACCAGCGAUGGAUACUGCACAAAGGAGCACAUGCGGCCCUGCCCCUUGGCUGCCCUGACUGAACACCGUGAAGACUUGCUGCGUGGGCAGACACGGCCCAGCCGGCUUGAUCUUGACUUGUCUGGUAGUCAGACUGAGCCACCUUCCCGGGAUACUGCAACUGUGGAUGCCUGUGUGCGCACCAUCAAGCUGUCACCCACCUACCAGCAUGUGCCACUACUUGAUGGCACUGCUGCACUGGGCACACGGCCCCUCGCAGGGCCCGGGGCCUCUCCUGGGUCCCGGAAACAGGCCUGGAUGCCUGGGGACAAUCUAAACAAGGUACCCGAGAAGCUGGUGGCCACCCCACUGCCUGCAGCCAGCAAGGUGCUGCAGAAGUUGGUGGCACAGGAUGGGCUGCUAUCCCUCUCCCGCUGCAGCUCUCUGUCCUCUCUGUCCUCGGCUGGCCACCCUGGUCCCAGCGAGGGUGGGAACUUGGAUGACAGUGACUCUUCUCUAGAUGGACUGGAGGAGGCUGGGCCUGGGGAGACAGAGCUGGAUGAGGCAUGGCAUGGUCCUGGAUCCUCCUCCCUGCCAGUGGCCAUCCCGGCACCCCACAGGGGCCGCAGCCGGGGUUUAGGGGUAGAGGAUGCCACACCGUCCAGCUCAUCAGAGAACUGUGUGCAGGAAACACCCCUGGUGCUGAGCCGCUGCAGCUCAGUGAGCUCACUGGGCAGCUUUGAGAGCCCAUCCAUUGCCAGCUCCAUCCCCAGUGACCCAUGCAGUGGGUUGGGCAGUGGCACUGUCAGCCCCAGUGAGCUGCCUGACAGCCCUGGGCAGACCAUGCCACCUAGCCGCAGCAAGACGCCACCGGCACUGCCAGGCCAGCCCGAGAGCAGCCAGUUCAGCCUGCAGUGGGAGAGUUACGUAAAGCGUUUCCUGGACAUAGCUGACUGCCGCGAGCGCUGCCAGCAACCAUCAGAGCUGGAUGCAGGUAGCGUGCGCUUCACUGUGGAGAAGCCAGAUGAGAACUUCUCCUGUGCCUCGAGCCUCAGCGCACUGGCCCUGCAUGAGCUGUAUGUACAACAGGAUGUGGAGCUGCGGCUGCAGCCACCCACAUGCCCAGAACGCACUGGGAGUGGGAACGGGGGACACCGCCGGCGGGAGGAGGCUGGCGGACACCUUGAGGGCCUGGCUGCCACUGGUUCUCGCUCCCGCAAGGUGGCUGACAAGGAGCUGGAGCUUCUGCGUGAAUGUCUAGGGGCUGCUGUCCCUGCCCGCCUGCGCAAGGUGGCUUCAGCACUGGUACCUGGUCGCCGUACGCUGCCAGUGCCCAUCUACAUGCUGGUGCCCGCCCCAGCCCGGGACGACGACUCUGGCAGUGACUCGGCAGAGGGCACACCUGUCAACUUCUCUAGUGCAGCCUCACUCAGUGAUGAGACGCUGCAAGGGCCCCCUAGAGAUCAGCCUGGUGGGCUGACAGACAGACAGAAGCCCAUAGUCUGCAAAGCCCCUGCCAGGCAGGCUGCUGGACACCGGCCCAAGGCAGGGGGUGCUGUCAAGACUGCAGAGCAGGCCCGGGGAGCUGGAAGGAACCGGGCAGGGCUAGAGUUGCCCCUCGCCCAGUCCCCAAGUGCACGCUCAGACAGGGAAGGCUCAUGCCAGGCCAAGGCCCGAGGGGACGGAGCACUACAGUCCCUGUGCCUCACGACUCCUACGGAAGAGGCUGUGUACUGCUUCUAUGACUCUGAUGAGGAGCCACCUGCCACAGUGCCUCCCCUACGGCGGGCAUCUGCCAUUCCCCGGGCCCUGAAGAGAGAGCACAAGACCACAGGCAGGAAGGACACCCAGGCCUCACCACCUGUCCCACCACCCACCAGGGCCCAGCCCAGGCUGAUUGUGGAUGAGACUCCACCCUGCUACUCACUGACCUCCUCAGCCAGCUCCCUCAGUGAGCCUGAACCUUCUGAGCAGCCCGCCAGCCGUCCACGAGGCCGGGAGCCAACAGUCACCAAGGACCCAGGCCCAGGUGGGAAACAGGACAGUUCCCCUAGCCCACGAGCAGAAGAAGAGCUGUUGAGGCGAUGCAUUGGCUCAGCCAUGCCUAGGCGCCGGCCCCGCACUGGCCCCCGGCGUCGCAAGCCCAGAGUUGCCCAACCAGACACACAACCCACAGAGGUGUCCCAGAAACGAUGUGAAGAGGUGGCAGGCUCAGACCCAGCCUCUGACCUGGACAGUGUAGAGUGGCAAGCCAUUCAGGAGGGCGCCAACUCCAUCGUCACAUGGCUGCACCAGGCAGCAGCGGCAGCCACCCUGGAGGCCUCAUCGGAGUCUGACUCUCUCCUCUCCUUGGUAUCCGGGGUGUCAGCCAGCACCCUGCAGCCCUCCAAGCAGAGAAAGGGACAAGAGCCCCGAGUGGGGGCUGAGGUUGGCAGUGCCCGAUGGCCAGGAAAACGGGGUGCAGUUUCAGCCAAGAGCAAUGGGCGCCCCCGCUCUCCUGGAGGUGCUGAGAAGCGUGGUGGUGCUCAGAAAACAGGGGAGACAGCGGUGCUCCGGGGACGGACAGUGAUCUAUAUGCCCAGCUCUGGCCCCCGGGCUCAGCCCAAAGGUACCCCUGUCUCCCGCAGCACACCGAGGAAGAUGGGAGCCUCUGGUCCCACACACCAGGAAGGCCCCGCCAAACCUCCUAGCCUUGGGCAGCAACGGUCUCGGAGUCUGCACCGACCAGGCAAGAUCUCGGAGUUGGCAGCACUGAGCCACGCCCCAAGGAGUGCCACACCACCCGCCCGCCUAGCCAAGACUCCAUCCUCGAGCUCCUCUCAGACAUCACCUGCCUCCCAGCCUCAGCCCAGAAGGUCCCCUCUGGCCACCCCGACUGCAGGGUACCUGCCUGGCCCCGGGGCCUCCCCAGUGCCCAAAACACCAGCGCGGGCCCUUCUGGCCAAACAGCACAAGACCCAGAAGUCGCCCGUGCGUAUCCCUUUCAUGCAGAGGCCGGCCAGGCGGGGGCCACCGCCGCUGGCCAGGUCAGCCCCGGAGCCAAGCCCCAGGAGCCGGGCCGGGGUCGAGGGGGGCCCUGGAGCGCGCGGGGGCCGUCUGGGCCUGGUGCGCUUGGCCUCAGCCCGCUCCAGCGGCAGCGAGUCCUCCGACCGCUCAGGUUUCCGGCGGCAGCUGACCUUCAUCAAGGAGUCGCCCGGCUUGCUGCGUCACCGCCGCUCCGAGCUGUCCUUGGCAGAGUCCGCGGCCUCCGCCUCCCAGGGCGCCUCACCUCGCCGCGGCCGACCCGCACUCCCUGCAGUCUUCCUCUGUUCCUCGCGCUGCGACGAGCUUCGGGCGGCCCAGCGACAGCCCCCGGCCCCACAGCGGCCCCCCGCGGACCGGUCCCGGCCGGCUCCGCGCGCGCCGCGGCGUACCAGCUCCGAGAGCCCGUCGCGCCUGCCUGUGCGCGCGCCCGCCGCGCGCCCCGAGACAGUGAAGCGCUACGCUUCACUGCCGCACAUCAGCGUGGCCCGCAGGCCCGACCCUGCGGCCCCCGCCACCCCGGCAGACGCCGCCCGCCGCAGCAGCGACGGGGAAACCAGGCAGCUGCCCAGGGUAGCCGCGCCGGGUACCACGUGGCGGCGCAUCCGGGACGAGGAUGUCCCGUACAUCCUGCGUAGCACACUGCCCGCCACCGCCCUACCGCUCAGGGGCGCCUCGCCCGAAGAGGGCCCGGUCGGGUCCCCGCAGCGCAAAACCAGCGAUGCGGUGGUCCAGACGGAAGAGGUGGCCGCCCCGAAGACCAACUCCAGCACGUCUCCAAGCCUGGAGAGCAGGGAGUCCCCACAGGCCACAGCCGGCGGUCCAGCCGCGCUCCUGGGUAGCGACGUGGACGGGCCUGGCUCCGCCAAGGCAGCUGUUUCCAUUCCCUUUGCUCAUGAGGGCGUAGGGGUUACCGUGGGAGGCUUCCCCGCCAGCCGGCACGGCUCCCCAAGUCGCGCCGCUCGGGUUCCGCCCUUCAACUAUGUACCCAGCCCCAUGGCAGCUGCUGCACCUGCCAGAGACUCGGCGGUGGAGAAAGUCCUGGUCAGUGCCCCUGCCAGCCUCCUGGAAUAGCAGCCUAGGCCGGCCAUCUGGAUCAUUCUCUUCUGGCCCUGUGGACCAGUCCGGCUGCCCGGUGGGUCUGCUCUGUAGACGCUCCGAGUAGGCCGGGCAGGAGCCACCCGCCCCUGGCCCUCGGAGCUUCUGCCCCAGCUCACAUCAACCUUUCCUUAGGGCAAGACCUUGCUUAUGCGCCGUGGGGCUCCAGAGAAAAUGGGCUGCAGGUCCCUGCUACUCCUGAGCACACGCAGGGGGCCUCGGCCCAGCCCUCCUUGCCACCAUCCCAGCUGGGCUGGGGAACCCGCGGGCCUUGCCCUGGGGCCUCAAGCAGGAUGGCUAGGGAACUGCCCGCUGAGCCAACCACACCCAGGAAGAGGGUGGGGACAGUCUCUGGAUCAGCUCCUAUACCUAAGCAGCCCACAAGGAGGAGAUAGCGCCCUCCGCAGAUGGGGACAGGCUGAGGAAGGGUGGUGAGCCUGUGUCUGCCAGCUAGGGCCACAGUGUCAGCUGUGCAGCAUCAAGCCUGUACUUACCGCUCGGAUAAUUUGUUAAUGAGGGCUUUACAGGGCUUGUUUGCAUUCUCAGCCCCAGCUGGAGGAGCACAGGGCGUGUAUGAGCAGACAGGGAGCCUUCCCUGGUUGCUGCCAAGCAAGAACAUAACCGCCAAAUCACCCUGGCUCUCUGCACCUCUUGGGGAAAGAUAGGGACAGGCAGGCAGUGCAGACAUAGGGAGCUGGCUAGCCCCUUGUCCCUGUCACCAGCCACUGUCAGAUUUCCCCUCUCCACCCUGGAGGAGCUAACUUGGUGGGUCCUGAGAGUCAGUGGAGUCAGGACCAGCCUCUCAGCUGUGGUGGGUGAAGGGAAAAGGACGAGGACGGAGGCAGGAACAUUCCUAAAACGGGCCAUCAGGAGCCCCAGGGCUCUAGGGAGGUAGUUAGCUUGUGGGAGCCUGUCUACUCUGAUAGUUGCUGCACUGCUGCUCUUGUCCUUCCCAAUGUCCCACUCAUUCAUGAUGCAUGAAACACGAGAAUGAAGGCUGAGCCUCCUCCAGCACCCAAUGGGAGCCUGGUGUCAAGGUGUGAGGCCCAGGGCUGCCACAAAUGCAGAGGAUGGAGGGAGACAGACAAGCUCAUGGAGGUCCAAGGCACUCCCAUCCUGCCCCAACCACCCAAAGGCCAGAGUGAGGCUGUGAGACAGGGCUUCCUGGGGGCCAGCCUCAGGGAAUGGACACUAGAUGUUCUUUCCCCAUCCAGUAUGUGCAGGGGCACCACAGCCGCCUCUGCGCCGGGCCCCAGGGGCGUGGUCCACCCCACCUCUGGGCAGCUUCCUGCAGAGAGAGCUAACUACGUCUCCUGCAGGAUCUUGGCUCCCAGAAACUGUUUUUAUAAGCGUAUCUGUUGCCACAGCUGCCUGCAAGAGCUGCUCCAGGGGCAGAUGCUGUUCCAGAUACAUUUUAAGUCCCUCUUCUGAGAGAAGGGAAGCAGUUUUGAGAGCUGGACGUGAACUGCUCCAAGGGAACCCCCAGGCCCCUAACAGCACCUCUGUCCCUCCUCCUCCAGUCCUUGACACAACAGGCCAAGGAGUGGGCAGGUGUUAAGCUCUCUUCAUAGCUGACCUCAACUACAGGACCCUCCAGAACUGACCGGAGCCUGAACCCCAGAGAAAGUGCUGUGGCACCCUGCAAAUCCCUCACACCCACUGUGCAAGGCCUGUCUGGAAGGACUCCACCUAACCAGAACUGACAAGCAGAAUGACAUGCCCCUAAAUCUCCAAGGACAGUACUGGUGGCACUGACAGCUCACUCCUGGGACCUCCACUGCCAAACUGGCUGCUGGAGAAUGUCAGAGUGCACUGGCUCGUGGAUGACCAGCAGGGAAGGGAAGAGGAUGAAGCUCAAUACAGGUGACCCCCCCCCCGCCAGAGCCCUUCUCAGGAUUCAGCAGAGGUCUCGGGACAAUCCCCCCACACUCACCCCCAUAUUUGCCUUGAGAUUUGGGGACACUGGGCUCUUGCUUGCUCACACUUGCUACAGGCCAGCUGUACCCCAAAAUGGCCUGGUGGUGGGGAAAUGGUGGCAGACCAACCCCCAGUUUGCCCAGCUGUGGGGCCAGGGAUGAAGGUAAGUGUAGCCCUGGACCUGACCCCACCUACCACGCACUGUGAGACCGAGUGAUGUUCCCGCCACU
Molecule: messenger RNA, 9842 nt
Organism: Castor canadensis (American beaver)
Lineage: Eukaryota; Metazoa; Chordata; Mammalia; Rodentia; Castoridae
Source: RefSeq, a predicted model, not a curated record